Messenger RNA from Papaver somniferum (opium poppy), 336 nucleotides. Its product is annotated as epoxide hydrolase A-like. Gene Ontology annotation, molecular function: hydrolase activity. NCBI's taxonomy places the organism in Eukaryota, Viridiplantae, Streptophyta, Magnoliopsida, Ranunculales, Papaveraceae. The transcript is spliced from 3 exons. The record is from RefSeq and is a predicted model, not a curated record. The annotation marks the transcript as partial.
CUCUCUGGUCAUGGUUAUCGAGUUGUUGCUCCUGAUUUGCGAGGAUACGGCGACACCGAUGCACCUGCUUCCGCCACUAGCUACACUUAUCACCACAUAGUCGGAGAUCUCAUUGCUCUUGUUGAUUCCCUUGGUGUUGAACAGGUGUUUUUGGUGGGUCAUGAUUGGGGUGCCAUCAUCGCAUGGCAAUUUGCUUUGUUUAGGCCUGACAAAAUCAAAGCAAUGGUGAUUCUCAGUGUCGCCUUUCCUCCGAGACACCCAAUCAAGAAACCCCUUGAGCGUUUCAGAGCUUAUUUUGGCGAUAACUACUAUAUUUGCAGGCUCCAGAGUCCAUGA